Tarenaya hassleriana is the source of this 3726-nucleotide messenger RNA. RefSeq lists its product as uncharacterized. The coding region runs from base 243 to 3458 and encodes 1071 amino acids. Lineage: Eukaryota; Viridiplantae; Streptophyta; Magnoliopsida; Brassicales; Cleomaceae. The transcript is spliced from 11 exons. Gene Ontology annotation, molecular function: metal ion binding. The record is from RefSeq and is a predicted model, not a curated record.
CUCUCUCUCUCUCUCUCUCUCUCUCUCUCUCUCUCUCUCUCUCUCCUCUGCACAGUAUUCAGUAGACCGCAUAUGAAUACUCGGCGCAAGUUUAAAACAAGCCUGUUCUCCUUCCUCCUAGGCUUUGCUCGAAUUUGAAAUCUCGCUGUACUUCUCUCUCAUUUCGUUUGCGCUUUCGAAGGUUUUUCUGCGGUUGAUUUCGGUCGUUUGACGGGGGAAAAAAAUCUGAGAAUGGAGACUCGAUGUUGAGGUUGGAGAGGAUGAUUGCUGCCGAGGAGCAGCCACUGAAGGCUGCAGCGGUGGAGAGGGACAUUGAUUUGACUCUCACAUCCCUAAAGAAAGGAGCCCAUCUGCUCAAAUAUGGACGCCGAGGGAAGCCUAAGUUUUGCCCCUUUCGACUCUCAAAUGAUGAGUCCACGCUUAUAUGGUUUUCUGGGAAGGAGGAGAAACACCUAAAACUAAGCCAUGUUUCUAGAAUCAUCCCUGGUCAGCGUACUGAGAUAUUCCAAAGGCAUCCUCGUCCAGAGAAGGAAUAUCAGUCGUUUUCUCUAAUAUACGACGAAGAUUCCUUGGACUUGAUAUGCAAGGAUAAAGAUGAAGCUGAAGUCUGGUUUACUGGUUUAAAAUCUAUAAUAUCACGUGGCAUUAGUGGAAAAUGGAGGGUAGAACCACGUAGUGGAUUUUCAUCUGAAGCUACUAGCCCUAGAGUCCGGACACGAGCAAGCUCUCCCUUGAGCUCUACAUUACACAGUGGUAGCUGUUCACAGAAGGAUGGUUAUGAUGGGAUCCAUCUUCAGACAUCUGAAGGUAUCCCUCCCAAAAUUACCUUGGAGAAGGCUUUAUCUGAUGUGAUACUACAUGCUAUGCCACCCAAAGGCUUCUUCCCUUCAGAUCCAGCCCGAGGGUCAAUGUUCUCUCUGUCAUCCGGUGGCUCUGAUGGAACAAUUGGGUAUAGAUGUGGUAUGAACGUAGAUGCUUUUAGGAUUAGUUUGUCUAGUGCUUUUAGCACAUCGAGUCAAGGUUCUGGUCACGAUGAUGGUGAUCCUCUUGGUGACAUAUACAUUUGGGGUGAAGGUACUUGCAAUGGCUUAUUGGGUGGAGGAGUACAUAAAGUUGGAAGCCAUCAUGGAGUUGAACUUGAUUCUCUUGUGCCCAAACCCCUUGAAUCUGCUGUGAGGCUUGAUGUUCAGAGUAUUGCUUGUGGUGGGCGACAUGGUGCUCUGGUGACAAAGCACGGAGAUGUAUUUACUUGGGGCGAAGAAUUAAGGGGUAGACUCGGGCAUGGUGUAGAUUCGGAUGUCUCGCAUCCUAAAAUAGUAGAAUCCCUUAAAAAUGUCAAUGUCGAGCAAGUUGCAUGUGGAGAGUACCAUUCAUGUGCUGUAUCUCUUUCUGGUGAAUUGUACGUUUGGGGUGACACCAGUUACAACAUUGGGCAAGAAGGUAGUCAUGGUAGAGAAGCAGUUUUGUGGAUUCCGAAAAAACUAGGUGGACAUUUGGAUGGCGUGCAUGUCUCAUCAGUUUCAUGUGGACCAUGGCACACUGCUGUGGUAACAUCUGCAGGGAAGUUGUUUACUUUUGGUGAUGGGACCUUCGGUGUCCUUGGACAUGGAGAUAGGAAAAGUGUUUCAACGCCCAGGGAAGUGAAGUCACUUAAGGGUAUUAGAACUUUCCGAGCAUCCUGUGGUGUUUGGCACACUGCUGCCAUAGUUGAAGUAAUGACCGGAUCUUCAAUUUCUAGCAAUUGUUCUUCGGUGAAACUUUUCACAUGGGGAGACGGAGAUAAAGGACAACUUGGCCACGUCGACAGAGAAUCAAAGCUGGUGCCAACCUGCGUUGCUGCGUUAGUUGAACCAAGCUUCUGUCAAGUGGCAUGUGGACAUAGCUUAACUGUUGCACUUACGACGACUGGCCAUGUAUACACUAUGGGAAGUCCAGUGUGUGGUCAGCUGGGAAACCCUCGAGCUGAUGGCAAGCUCCCAACCCGUGUUGAGGGUAAACUUGUGAAGAAUUUCGUUGAAGAAAUAGCAUGCGGUUCCCAUCAUGUUGCAGUUCUAACAUCAAAAUCUGAAGUUUACACAUGGGGAAAGGGUGCGAAUGGUCGGUUAGGUCAUGGGGAUGUUGAGGAUAGAAAUUCCCCGACAUUGGUAGAAGCUCUCAAGGACAAGAGAGUCAAAAGCAUUGUCUGUGGAACCAGCUUUACCGCAGCCAUCUGUCUUCACAAAUGGCUUUCAGGUAUAGACCAGUCUCUGUGUUCUGCCUGCCGCCUUCCGUUUAAUUUUAAACGGAAACGGCACAAUUGUUAUAACUGUGGGCUUGCGUUUUGCAACUCAUGUAGUAGCAAAAAGACUUUGAAGACUUCUAUGGCACCUGUUUCCACCAAGCCUUACCGUGUCUGUGACAAUUGUUACGAGAAGAUCAACAACAGUACUCAAACAAGCUUCGUUUCUAUGAGUAUUGCAAAUAGAAGAGAAAGUAUCAUCCCGGGAUCAAAUGCUGCAAACAAAAACGAUUGUUUUGAUUCAAAAAUUCAUCUCCAAUUUUCCAGAAAUCCAUUCAUUGAGUUAUUCAAGGAGGGAGAGAGCCGAUGUUCUAGAAAAAACAAGAAAUUGGGUUUUAGGAGCAGGGCUUCGUCACCACCAGGGGGUAUUUCUCGGCGUAAUGAGAAUCCAAAAUCUUCCUAUCCGGUAUUCGGAUCGUCCAAAAAAUUCUUCUCAGUUUCUCUCCCGGGUUCGAGGAUGGCAUCUCGAGCUUCAUCUCCCACAUCUAAACGACCAAGCCCUCCGCGUUCCACUACACCAUUGCCAGCACUAUCAUGCCUUACAUCAAACAAAGUUUCUGUGGGCGGCACAGCGGGAACAAAUGACAGCAUAAGAGAUGAGAUAUUCAAACUGAGAGCGCAGGUCGAUGAGCUUACCCACAAAACCGAGCUUCAAGAAGAUGAGAUUGGAAAAACAACCAGACAACUCGAGGAAGCCCUUUCGGUUGCAGCGGGAGAGACUGCGAAAUGUAAAGCAGCCAAGGAAGUAAUAAAAGCUCUCACCUCACAGUUGAAGGAACUCGCCGGAAUAUUCCCCAUAGGAGAACCAAGAAACAGUGUCAUGCUUCCUACCAACGACAAACUAACAAAACCUGAAUCACACUGUUCAGGAAAUCAGUGUAGCCCAUUUACCACUAACUUCACUUCCAAUGACUCUGGAUUGGAAACUGAUCCUAAAGCCCGAAACAGACUAAUACCCGAACAUAACGAUGGAGAAGAAUGGGUUGAGCAAUACGAACAAGGCGUUUACAUCACCCUCGUCGCAUUACCAGGAAGCGCUAGAGAUCUCAAACGCAUCCGCUUCAGCCGGAAACAGUUCACCGAGAAGCAAGCGGAACAAUGGUGGACGACAAACCGAGCUAGAGUUUACCAACGGUACAAUGUUUCCGAAGGCAAGGAAGAUUCAACAAGACCGAACUAAAAACCAGCCCGUUUUGAUUUAACCCGUCUAGUUUAGUUUUUAGAUUACGUCCAUACUAAGAAUAGAAGAAGAAACUCAGCCUCCAUCACUUUGAUCUCAGGUUUUUGCCUCACUACCUUUUCGGUGUUUUGGUAUUGUAAAUAUGCGAUUUGCUUUACUGUUUCCAUCGGCCAUAGGGACAGAGACGAGUAAAAUGGGGAAAACAGAUGAAUCAAAGUAGUGGCAAGUUUCAGACAUCUAACAUCAGCUCUUCUCUGUUUCAUUUUUA